AUGGCUCCCGAACCGACGACCACCGCAAACCCUGCCCCAUCCACAGGUGAUACCUCGAAGCCAGCCAACGGCGACAGCCAGCCCACAACCGCAGAAGCCACCUCCUCCCCCGAGGCUGACAAGGAAACGGAAGAAAACAAACCCGAUGGGAACUCUCCAUCCACCGAGACAUCCUCCAAGACCGACCCUGCAGAGAUUGACGACAAGAAACCCGCCAGUCUAGGCGACAAGCGUGAACACGACUCGUCAUCAGCCCCUGCCGACAAAGAACAACCCGCCGUGUCGGAGCCCACCACCAAGAAACAGAAAACCGCCGCCAAACCAGCCGAGGACGGUGGCCCUGCCGCGAACGGGAACGGCGAGAAGAAGAAGGGCCGUCCCAAGAAGACCCAGGAGACCAAGGAGUCUGCGAAGCGGGAUGUCCCCACGGACGGGAUCGGGAGUCGGACGCGUAGCCGGACUAAGGCUACCUAGAUACACGUUUUGUAGGAUCCUUGCGUACCCUACGGCUAUGGGACAAGGGGCACUACGACAAGAGAUGUUGGCAAAAUCGUGAGAUAAUGUUAGGGAGUUGAUAUCAUGAAACAAUUCUAUCUUAAAAUAUUCACCGUUGAUGGGGAGUAGGAGUAGGAGGAGCAGUGAAUUUUGUAACUCGAGGCACAGUCUCCAGAAGCUAGAUGGAUAUUUGAAACCUGAAGCGAUAUCGGAUCCUCCCUUACCGCCAGCACAGCGUUACCGUCAGUAUCCUGGUUCCUGGCAAACCCAAGCUUCGACUCAUCAAUGUGUUUCUAUUCAGCAGCUAUACAUUUCUCAGUAACACUGUAUACAUACCUAUCAUCCAUCUACCUACUACUAGA
Messenger RNA from Aspergillus campestris IBT 28561, 857 nucleotides. RefSeq lists its product as uncharacterized. NCBI's taxonomy places the organism in Eukaryota, Fungi, Ascomycota, Eurotiomycetes, Eurotiales, Aspergillaceae. The record is from RefSeq and is a predicted model, not a curated record. The transcript has 2 exons. The coding region runs from base 1 to 474 and encodes 157 amino acids.